UUUAAACCCGUAUCGAACCCGAUCCAUCCAUUUGCUAGGCCUAAAGGGAGUGUUCCUCAGCUUAGGGUUUCUUAACUUCCCGUCUCGACCAUUGAGUUUGAUCUGCAUUUGUAGAGAAGGAAGGAGAAAGAAAGAUGGGUCAUUCGAACGUGUGGAACUCACAUCCUAAGAACUACGGCCCUGGAUCACGCACCUGCCGCGUAUGUGGAAACCCGCAUGGGUUGAUCAGGAAGUAUGGGCUAAUGUGUUGCAGGCAGUGCUUCCGCAGCAAUGCUAAGGAAAUCGGUUUCAUUAAGUAUCGUUGAGAACAGGCCUUACUGCCAAGCUUCCUAAGCAUAGGAUGGAAGCCAAAUGGAGAAUUUGUCCUUUUUGUCUAGUUUAUUUCAGUUUCCAAAUUUUGCUUUAAAUUGUCAGUAGAAACUAUUUCUUGUUCAGCAUUAAAAAUCCAAACUAGUAAACUGUUUACAAUUCUAUUUCCAUUUGAGUAACUCUUGUAAAUUCUAAUAUUUUGUUGUGUGAGAGAUCUUGCAAAUUAAUUGACCAGCAAAGCUGGAUUACAUUCUCACUUGAA
Mangifera indica (mango) is the source of this 571-nucleotide messenger RNA. Its product is annotated as 40S ribosomal protein S29-like. Bases 135 to 305 code for a protein of 56 amino acids. Gene Ontology annotation, cellular component: ribosome; cytosolic small ribosomal subunit. Gene Ontology annotation, molecular function: structural constituent of ribosome; zinc ion binding. NCBI's taxonomy places the organism in Eukaryota, Viridiplantae, Streptophyta, Magnoliopsida, Sapindales, Anacardiaceae. The transcript has 3 exons. Gene Ontology annotation, biological process: translation. The record is from RefSeq and is a predicted model, not a curated record.